AUGGCCUUAUAUUUGGAUCGUAUGAGAAAGCUGGUAAACGAAUUCGACCAGUUCUCUAUCGUGCAGCGACCACGGUUGGAGAACAGGCACGCAAACGCUUUAGCAUAUCUGUCUUCUGCAGUCGAUACUGAUACCACCCGUUUUGUUGCAGUAGAUUUCCAAAAGUUACCUAGCAUCCCCGACAACCACUUUGUUCUGGCUCUCGAACACGCUAGUGGGGGCGAUAGGGUAACUACAUCAGCACAGGAAGGUAGCGAAAACACUGACAGCAAUAUGGAUGUUGACAGUCUAGUGAUAGACGAUUCAGGCAAUCCUGUUGAAAACGUUUCAGACUGGCGUCAACCUUAUAUACGGUAUUUGAUAACCAGUGAACUCCCAGAAGAUGAGAAACUCGCUUCAAAGGUGAAAAAGAAUGCGUGGAGAUAUUCAAUGAUCGAGGGACAGUUAUACCGCAAACCUGUAGCUUUGGAGUCAUUUUUGCGAUGCGUAUCAGCCGAAGAAGGACAACGGAUAUUGGCGGAGGAUCAUGAAGGAAUAUGUGGCAACCAUUCUGGGGGGCGCAGUCUCGCCCACAGGAUACUUACCCAGGGGUACUUCUGGCCAUACAUGCAGAAAGAUGCUAAAGAAUACGCGCAGAAAUAUGUACCAUACCAAGAGCACGCUCUAAUUUCUAAAAGGCCCGCCAACGAAUUGCAUCCAGUUUUUAGUCCCUGGCCAUUCGAUAAAUACGACGUAAAAAGGUUUAUAUGGGAGAAUAUCGUUUGCAGAUUUGGAAUACCACACGAGCUGGUGUUAGACAAUGGAAAGCAGUUCGAUUCCGGAGUGAUCAAAGAAUUCUAUGAGAACCUGAACAUUCACCAUAAAUUUUCUACUCCAUAUUAUGCUCAAAUCAAUGGGCAGGCAGAAGUAACAAAUCGUGUUAUUAUGGACAAUCUCAAGAAAAGGCUAGAAAAGGCGAAGGGAAAGUGGACAGAGGAGUUCCCUGGAGUCUUAUGGUCUUACCGAACGACCCCGAAAAGAUCCACUGGAUUCUCCACAUUCACACUGGCUUAUGGAACAGAGGUCGUCAUACCCACCGAGGUACAUCUUAAGACUACCACGACUCGUGUUGUCACAUCUGGAAGCAACGACAACAUAAUGGCUUUGGAUAAAGAGCAGCUGGAAGAGCAAAAAGAAACAGCCUUACAGCAGUUGGUUCGAUACCAGCAGGAAAUCAAGCUGAUCUAUGAUCAUAAAGUCAGAGAACGGUCAUUCAAACCAGGAUAA
This is a messenger RNA of Papaver somniferum (opium poppy), 1266 nucleotides long. RefSeq lists its product as uncharacterized. Gene Ontology annotation, molecular function: nucleic acid binding. Lineage: Eukaryota; Viridiplantae; Streptophyta; Magnoliopsida; Ranunculales; Papaveraceae. The transcript is spliced from 2 exons. Gene Ontology annotation, biological process: DNA integration. Bases 1 to 1266 code for a protein of 421 amino acids. The record is from RefSeq and is a predicted model, not a curated record.